Molecule: messenger RNA, 3263 nt
Organism: Salvelinus fontinalis (brook trout)
Lineage: Eukaryota; Metazoa; Chordata; Actinopteri; Salmoniformes; Salmonidae
Exons: 1
Coding region: 2463-3260 (265 amino acids)
Molecular function (GO): zinc ion binding; nucleic acid binding
Source: RefSeq, a predicted model, not a curated record
ACCUUCACACCAACACACUCCUGAUCUUCAUCAACAUCAUAAGUAUCACCCAUGUCAGCUCCUGCCAUGUUGCCACUGUUGUCAUCUGUUGGAGAAAUACAUUCUUCUGCUCAGUUCACUCUGCUGGUUUUUUUUCAUUUGGAGUUAGCUGAUGCAGCGAAACUACCAAUAGCAGGUAAUUGUAGGCCUCAUUGUUAUAUUACUGAGGCAUCUGCCAGGACAGCUGUCUCACUUGACUUGACACAGAUUAAUGCUUUUUCCACUACAUUUUUUAAAGUUUAUGUAUGUCAUGUCUUAGCUGUAUACUAUCAGUAGCUCCUUUCAUCUAGCUCAGGGAUGGCAACUUUGAUUAGGGUGGGGGCCACAAAAAAAUCUGAACUCAUCAAGAGGGGCCAGGUAGGCCAGUUGAGAACAAGUUCUCAUUUACAAUUAAACACUGAAGUGAAAGAUGAAUGUGCAAGUAGAGAUACAGGGGUGCAAAGGAGCAAAAAAUAAAUAACAAUAUGGGGAUGAGUUAGUUGGUGGGCUAUUUAUAGAUGGGCUAUGUACACAUAGCAGUCAGAGUUGGCCCUAGCCUUUUGGGGGACCAAAGUGGAAUUUAGGGCAAAACAUUUUUGGGGUCCCCCACUUGACAGCGCAGAGGAAAAAUGUGCGAGUUAAUUUCCUGCAAUUCUACACAUUAUGCCAUGGGGUGUAGAGAAAAUUGUGCAUUUUAAGGCAAGUUUCCUGCAAUUGUACACAUUUUGCCAUAGGACAGAGAUUUUAUUUGCGUUUUUUAAUAUGAUCUCUGAGUGAGAGUGACUAACAAAAUCAAUGGGGGUCCAAUGGUCGGGAAUUUAACCAUGGUUACUACAAGUUUAGAUAGCUGGCUAGACUUAUUUACCAAUCUAAAAAAUGUCAGCUGACAUGGGCUAAUUGAUUGACUGACAUAACAAGAUAAAAACUGCUGGUGCGCAACCAAAUUUGUAAAUUGUACCUUGUGUAUUCUACUAUUCUGGCUCUCAACAGUAAGUUGACACCCCGACUGAGUUCCUAAAAGAAAUAUACACAUUACCAGUCAAAAGUUUGUACACACCUACUCAUUCAAGGGUUUUUCUUUAUUCUUACUAUUUUCAAAUAAAAUCAAACUUUAUUUGUCACAUGUGCCGAAUACAACAAGUGUAGACCUUACCAUGAAAUGCUUACUUACAAGCCCUUAACCAACAGUGCAGUUCAAGAAAUAGCAAAAAAAUAUUUCCCCAAAAAACUAAAGCAAAAAAUAACAAAAAGUUACACAAUAAGAUAACUAUAACGAGGCUAUAUACAGGGGGUACUGGUACCGAGUCAAUGUGCGGGGGUACAGGUUAGUCGAGGUAAUUUGUACAUGUAGGUAGGGGUAAAGUGACUAUGCAUAGAUAAUAAACAACGAGUAGCAGCAGUGUACAAACAAAGGGGGAGGGGGUGUCAAUGCAAAUAGUCCAGUGGCCAUUUGAUUAAUUGUUCAGCAGUAUUAUGGCUUGGGGGUAGAAGCAGAGAAAACAAUCUGACUUGGGCAACGAGUCUCUGACAAUUAUUUGGUCUUUCCUCUGACACCGCCUACUAUAUUCAUCCUGGAUGGCAGGAAGCUUGGCUCCAGUGAUGUACUGGGCCGCACGCACUACCCUCUGUAGCGCCUUACGGUCAGAUGCCGAGCAGUUGCCAUAACCAGGCGGUGAUGCAACUGGUCAAGAUGCUCUGGAUGGUGCAGCUGUAGAACUUUUUGAGGAUCUGAGGACCAUGCCAAAUCUGUUCAGUCUCCUGAGGGGGAAAGGGUCUUGUCGUGCCCUCUUCACGACUGCCUUGAUGUGUUUGGACCAUGAUAGUUUGUUGGUGAUGUGGACACCAAGGAAUUUGAAACUCUCGACCCGCUCCAUUACAGCCCCGUCGAUGGGAAGGGGGGUGUUCAGCACUCCUCUUCCAGUAGUCCACGAUCAGCUCCUUUGUCUUGCUCACAUUGAGGGAGAGGUUGUUGUCCUGGCACCACACUGCCAGUUCUCUUACCUCCUCCCUAUAGGCUGUGUAGUAACCUGGUAUAUUUAUGUUUACAAAUAGAUGGCAGUAUUGACUCAAGACGGGGGGUUUGCUUCCCGCUAUCCGUAGCUAUUUCCUAUGUCUGCCUAUAUUACCAUGAUUAAGAAAGCUUCAGAGGAAGUUUAAGCCAGGUGCCUAAAAUGAUGUAAAUCUAAGUUACAAUUAAAUACUAAACCGUAUGUAAGUCUCAUGAGUCGUAAUUCUAAGAAGCCUUUAGGGAUACUACAUAUUUGGCGAUGAGGAUAACUAUGGAAAACUGCGUUGGAUUUUUUUUGCCACGAAGUUAACGGAGUGUUUGGCGUGCGACGCGGGAGGUGAGACUCAAGUGAACGGUGGAAGAUCUGAAGGAUUGAUUCCCUGGAUACCGGUAGGACAAAUUAAUGACUGUGUGAGGGGAGAAAGAAUCGGAAAAGAUGGCUUUGGCAACAAUAGGCUCGCUAACACCAUUUGAUCCUAAAAAUCAGGAAUGGGAGGAGUACUGUGAAAUAAUGGAACAUUUCUUUGCUGCUAAUGAAAUAACUGAUGCCGCUAAACAGAAAUCCAUACUCAUAAGCGUUGUCGGUGCACAGACGUACAGCUUAAUGAGAAACCUGUUGAGCCCAGAUAAACCAGGAGAAAAGUCAUUCAUAGAUUUAGUCGAGUUAUUAAAAAAUCACUUCAACCCCAAACCCAGUGAAAUAGUACAAAGAUUCAAGUUUGAUUCACGCAUGAGAAAACCUAUCGAAUCAGUGGGGGAAUAUGUGGCUGAGUUGAGAAAACUAGCAUUGGACUGUAAUUAUGGGAAUACACUAUCGCAAAUGCUACGCGAUCGGCUGGUGUGUGGGAUUAAUGAUGACAGGAUACAAAUACGAUUGUUAUCAGAGCCUAAUCUCACGUUUGAGAAUGCACUCAAACUGGCCCAGGCCAUGGAGUCCGCAAAUAGAAAUGCACUGGAUUUGCAGGCAAGGGGCGCAACUGCGUGCCACACAGUAAAAGAGAGCAGCGCUGAGCGCGUAGAAUUUCAAAGAACAGAAAGCCGUGGGGCAGCAGCCAAUAGAGAUUGUUAUCGUUGCAAAGGCAAACACGCAGCGUUUGACUGUAAAUUCAAACACGAAAAGUGUUAUGCAUGUGGGAUAAUAGGCCACAUUGCGAGGGCGUGCCGCAAUAAAAAAAAAGCCACGAGCUGUAGAAAAGAGGACGGACAGAAAACCGAAUACCUCCAGACGCUCUAGCUA